UGGUGUUGGAAUGUACCUAAGGUUGAAUUGGCCUUCGUAAAGUAAAUUUAAUCGUGAUAUGGCCCUGCUAUACGAUACGUAUUUCUAUGGCACUGUGUGCCACGUUUGUAAAUGUAAAGAUGAUUGUAAAGGAGAGAAAUUAAAAAGAUGUGGGGGUUGCAGAAUGGUUUUGUAUUGUGGUCCACAGCAUCAAAAAGUACACUGGCCCUUGCACAAAAGAUUGUGCAAAUGUAUACAGGCAGUAGUUAACAGCCGAGGUUUAGAGAAUCUGUACCAGGAAGCAUGUAAAAAUCCUUCAACUGAAGACUGGUGCAAAUUGCGGUCAAACUUAAUGUUGUUGACACAACUUAGUCUGGGCCGUAGACUGUCAGAAGGAGAACAGCAAAUGUUUAUGUUUCCUCGAAUUUGCAAAGUAUGUUACAAAGCUGAGCAAGUAGAGCUGCAAGACUGCAAUGAUUGCCUUUGUGUUUCCUACUGUUCUGUAGCACAUAAACAGCAGGACUCCUUAAGACAUAGUAUAUCAUGUAGGUGGUUAAAAUUGUGCUUGUGUAUAGACAGACACUUUCUCCAAGUGAAAGACCCAUAUCCAUUUUUAAAUGUUCCAGUGCGAGAGAAAUAUGAGCCCCUUCCAUGUGACAUCGACUCAUUUAUAUCUAUUACUGUGACAUGUGCUAAGGAUACCACAGAGUGGAAUCGAAGUAUUGAAGUUGCCCUAUUUUCAGAGCUUCUGACUUGCCCAUUAACCUUGCUUUAUGCACUAGAAAAACUCAGAACUUCAUUCAAGAAAAAAUUUAUGGCACAUGUGGUGGGAGCUGGUGCAUUUGAGUGCACAUUCCUUCACAAAUGGGAAAUAAUUUUGCAUUGCUUGCCGCAGUUGUCAUUUCUUGACAUCGUAUUCAUAGGACCUGAAAUCGAACAAGGAUUGGAAACAAUUUGUGUAUUGUGUGUGGAUUGCCAGCGAAAAGGACGACAAUUAAGAACUCAUUUUCAGACUGGCAAACUUUAUCAUCAGUAUGCCUCUUCUGAGACAUUCUUGUUUCCAGAUAUUAUUGUUGCUUAUAACUGUGGCCUGCAUGAAUAUGAAGGAACUAAUAGUGAUACAUGGUUACAAUCUUUACCAUUUUUGGUGAAAUUUGAUCAUGUACCAUUAAUAUUAACUUCAUACACUAGUGAUGAAGCUAAUAAGGAUGUUGCAAGAAUUUUGGGUUGUAAAAAAGAUACUCUGACAGUCUAUUUAAAAUGUUCAAAGAAUCCAUUUGCUAGCAGACGUCCAUACAGGGAUUGGAGGAGUGAGAGUAGUGAUGUUUUCUUUCAGAAUAAUUUUAUCACUCUUGUAACACCAUAUUAAUCCUUCACAUUUGCUGGCCUGUUUCCCACUCACCAUGAGGGUGGUACUUGCCCUAUGGCCCCUGCGAUUCAUUCCUUUCAGCCCACGGGCCUCCACACGACGGGCCGGGUAAAUUUAGCGUUAGUGAAUUGUGUGAAAACCACUCAUUUAUUUUUAGAAGAAUCGCUUUCAAGGUAGUUACAAGUUCUGUGGAAUUAGAAUUAGAACACAGUAUACUAGUAUCAUCUGCAUACAAUCCUCUGUGUGCUUGAACUGAUUCCUGCUGUAUCUGUUGGUUGCCAAAUGAUGUAUAUAACAUAUGAAAUAAAUAAUAAUUUGAUAUUAA
Cryptotermes secundus is the source of this 1673-nucleotide messenger RNA. RefSeq lists its product as uncharacterized. The transcript has a single exon. The record is from RefSeq and is a predicted model, not a curated record. Gene Ontology annotation, cellular component: extrinsic component of mitochondrial inner membrane. NCBI's taxonomy places the organism in Eukaryota, Metazoa, Arthropoda, Insecta, Blattodea, Kalotermitidae. The coding region runs from base 59 to 1348 and encodes 429 amino acids.